GUUUUAUAGUGGUUUUUUGAAAAACCCGUUGGUUUUUCAAAAAACGAUAAGGCAGUUUUCGGUUUUUUAAAAAUCCAAUUGGAUUUAUACUUAACGCUCAAAGUAUUACGGUUUUUCAAAAAACCAAACGCAUACCAAACUAUAUGAGUUUUGAAAAUUUUACGAAAAUGUCUGGAAUCGCUGUUAACAUUUUGCCAGAACAACCUGAAACUUGGUCAUCUUUGGAUGUUACUCAAUGGUUAAUAAAUUGUAACUUAGAAUCAUGUGUUGACAAAUUCAAAGAGGAAGAUAUAGAUGGUACAGUUUUGCUGGACAUAGAUGACUAUACAUUAAAGGAGCUUAUUCCCAUUAUUAAAUUAAGAAUAACAUUUAAAAAAGAAGUAAGUAUUCUUAAAAGGUUAUGUACUGAAGUAAGUUGUUCUGGAUUGCUAAUUUUGAGUCAGUCUUCGCUAUCUGUAGUUGAUUUUAACCUUCCAAUUUUAAAUUCAACUUCAAGUGGCAAAGAACUCAUAUUGCCAAAUUUUCUGAUGAAUGCAAUUUCCAGCAAAGAAUUAAACUUCGAUGUUCCUGGAAAAUCAAAAUUAAAGACCUCCUUUUUGGAUGUACUGUUUGAUGUUAUAAAAUCCAGAUAUGGUCUGUAUCCAAGUAGUUCACAAUUGUAUGAAUUAGCACAUGAAGUGAUUCUACGUUUUCCAAAUGUCAAGCGAACACACGGAAAUGGCUCAGGAAGCUCAGCAUUUUUGUUUACACUUUAAUUUCAAAAUUGUUUCAAUAACAAAUAUUUUAUUGUUCUUAGUUAAUUAUAAUUAGCAAACAAAAUGUGUGUGGGUGUAUAUAAAUACACCCAAAAUGUGUUUAUAUAAAUAUACACUCAAAAUGUGUGUGUAUAUAUAAACCCAAUAUAU
This is a messenger RNA of Hydra vulgaris (swiftwater hydra), 905 nucleotides long. RefSeq lists its product as uncharacterized. Gene Ontology annotation, molecular function: protein binding. Lineage: Eukaryota; Metazoa; Cnidaria; Hydrozoa; Anthoathecata; Hydridae. The record is from RefSeq and is a predicted model, not a curated record.